This is a messenger RNA of Xenopus laevis (African clawed frog), 2210 nucleotides long. RefSeq names its product cell division cycle 16 L homeolog (gene cdc16.L). Gene Ontology annotation, cellular component: cytoplasm; anaphase-promoting complex. NCBI's taxonomy places the organism in Eukaryota, Metazoa, Chordata, Amphibia, Anura, Pipidae. Gene Ontology annotation, biological process: cell division; anaphase-promoting complex-dependent catabolic process; protein ubiquitination. The record is from RefSeq and is marked provisional.
UCGGCAUUUCCAUUGAAUAAAAUGAACCUGGAUCGUCUGAGGAAGCGAGUCCGGCAGUACAUAGAGCAGCAACAAUACCAAAGUGCACUCUUUUGGGCAGAUAAAGUUGCUUCAUUGUCACAUGAAGAGCCACAGGAUAUUUAUUGGCUGGCACAAUGUCUCUACCUAACUGCUCAGUAUCAUAGGGCAUCUCAUGCUUUAAGGUCACGCAAACUGGACAAAGUACACGAGGCAUGCAGAUAUCUUGCAGCACGUUGUCAUUAUGCUGCAAAAGAGUACCAGCAAGCUCUGGAUAUACUUGAUAUGGAAGAACCAAUCAACAAGAAAUUAUUUGAGAAGAGUCUGAAAGAAGAUCUGAAGGAGCCAUCAGGAGAAUGGCAGAUGUCACAGUCUUCUAUCAAAAGCUCCAUUUGCCUUUUGCGAGGGAAAAUCUAUGAUGCCUUAGAUAACAGAACUUUAGCAACUUACAGCUACAAAGAAGCCUUGAAGUUUGAUGUUUACUGCUUUGAAGCAUUUGACCUCUUAACAGCCCAUCAUAUGUUAACAGCACAAGAAGAAAAAGAACUUCUUGAUUCUCUACCUCUUAGUAAAAAGUGCUCAGAAGAUCAGGAAUUGCUUCGUUUCCUCUAUGAGAACAAAUUAAAAAAGUACAAUAAGCCAAGUGAGACUCUAAUUCCGGAAUCUGCAGAUGGACUUCAGGAAAAUCUUGAUGUUGUUGUAUCUUUAGCGGAAAGACAUUAUUACAACUGUGACUUUAAAAUGUGCUACAAACUUACUUCAGUGGUUAUGGAAAAAGACCCUUUCCAUGCAAAUUGUUUACCUGUUCAUAUUGGCACUUUAGUAGAACUGAACAAAGCAAAUGAACUUUUCUAUCUUUCCCAUAAAUUAGUGGAUUUAUAUCCAAACAAUCCUGUGUCCUGGUUUGCAGUGGGUUGUUAUUAUCUCAUGGUUGGUCACAAAAAUGAACAUGCCCGGAGGUAUCUCAGCAAAGCAACUGCAUUAGAACGAAGCUAUGGCCCUGCAUGGAUAGCAUAUGGACAUUCAUUUGCUGUAGAAAGUGAACAUGACCAGGCUAUGGCUGCAUACUUUACAGCUGCUCAGCUAAUGAAAGGGUGCCAUUUGCCGAUGCUCUAUAUUGGAUUAGAAUAUGGCUUGACCAAUAACUCAAAACUAGCAGAGCGAUUUUUUAGCCAAGCUUUGAGUAUUGCUCCUGAGGACCCAUUUGUUAUGCAUGAAGUUGGGGUUGUGGCAUUUCAAAAUGGAGACUGGAAGACUGCUGAGAAAUGGUUCUUGGAUGCUUUAGAAAAAAUCCGAGUCAUUGGAGAUGAGGUAACUGUGGAUAAAUGGGAGCCACUGCUUAAUAAUCUGGGUCAUGUACUAAGAAAACUGAAGAAGUAUGAUGAAGCCUUGGAGUAUCAUCGGCAAGCUCUGGUGCUUAUACCACAGAAUGCUUCCACUUACUCUGCCAUUGGAUAUAUACACAGCCUAAUGGGAAAUUUUGAGAGCGCUAUCGAUUAUUUUCACACUGCCCUUGGUCUCAGGAGAGAUGAUACAUUUUCCGUUACAAUGCUUGGACACUGCAUAGAAAUGUAUAUUGGUGACUCUGACGCCUAUAUUGGAACUGAAAUUAAAGACAAGUUAAGGUGUUAUGACUUUGAUGUCCACACAAUGAAAACCCUGAAAAAUAUAAUUUCACCCCCCUGGGAAGAAAGAGAAUUUGAUUUUGAACGUCAGUCCCUUGAUGAAAGCGGCAUUAUGGCUUUGGAGACUUCUAAUCUUCUACCAAAAUCCUCUGACACCAGAUCCCCAAUAGAAGAAGCACUUGAAAUUGAAAUGAACGAGAGUGAUAUGAUGCUGGAAACCUCCAUGUCUGAUCACAGCACAUGAGUCUAGCAGUUGUUCAGAUAUGGUCACAUUGCACUGCGCAAGGCUCCUCUUGAGGAUAAUUUCCGCUUCUCUGGGGGAAGUUAUGGAAGAAAAAGAUACAACUUCUUACCUUAACUCGUACCCUGAUGUGCACAGAUGACUCCUCUGGCAAUGGAAAACAUUAAGUUCUCAAAGUGUUUCCCAUUUUACUGUUAAAUAUAGGAAGCAUACAUUUCAUAGUUUUUUUUUUAACAUUUUAAUGUAUUCAUGAUCAGCCAUUAUGAUUGUAUAAACUAUCACAAAAUAAACCACAUGUCUAAAGGUUAAGCAUGUGAGGAUCAACA